This is a messenger RNA of Zonotrichia albicollis (white-throated sparrow), 5357 nucleotides long. It is a transcript of the gene CAPS2, whose product is annotated as calcyphosine 2. Lineage: Eukaryota; Metazoa; Chordata; Aves; Passeriformes; Passerellidae. The record is from RefSeq and is a predicted model, not a curated record. Gene Ontology annotation, molecular function: calcium ion binding.
AAUUCAUCCAUGGACACUAUAUGAAAAUAAUGAUGAAUAAUGAUGUCUAAAUUUGCAGUCUCCUGAAUAAUGAUGUUUAGUUUUGUAUGUCAACUUAAUACCAAAUGUAUUACACUGGAUCACUUAAUUUCUUCCCCACUUGUCACUUGUUAAACUCAGCAGCUGUCUAAUAACUGAUUGAUACCCAUUAGUACUGUAUCUCUGUUUCACAUUUAUUUUAAUACCAUAGAAUCUGACCUCUUGAUUAAUUUCCAUACCCUUUUUUUUUUUACAUCAGAAUUAACAGAUGUGUUGCUAUGUACCAUUCAAGAACUGAGGGGUCUUGGAUCUUUUUUCAAUACAUUAUGCCAACUUGAUAGCUGCCUUUUUAGGUCAGUAUUAGGAAAAGCAUGAUUUUCCUUUGCCAGAAUCAUUUUUGUCCACCCUGUCAAUAUUUAAUAACUUUUUUGUUCACUUAAUGCACACACCUAUGGUACUGCCAGCCUUUAAUGACAGGAAUUGCCUUAGAGGUAGGUCUCAUAGUAUGGCACUGUUACAUUUUCUGUUUUAUAAUUGCAUCGCUUUUAACUAGGCCAGUUAUGAUGCCUGAACUCUUCUGGCAUCCUUAUUCUUACAGGAAAAUAGCAUGUGAAUUUGUUUUUAUGGAGGAAAUGUACUGUAUUUAAAGGGACUAAAUUUAUUAUCAUGUCACUCACUGAAAAGGAAUGAAUUGUUCAUUCUGGUGUAGACACAUGGUAUGUGUUUUGUUCUAAAACUGGAUCACACAGGCUUGGAAGUAGCAGCGCAUCCAGAAAUACAUCCUUAACAUGAGUGAGAUUUUGCCUAACUUUGGAAAACUGAUUGACUACAGAGCCAGGGUUUCUCAAGAGGUGGCAGAUUUUUCCCUCAAGACAGAAGGGGUUAAUCUGGUAUUUUCUAAAAUCAAGCUCUAUCCAAGUACCAAGAUCUGGUUCUUGGAGGCAGUUUGAUUUUAGAAAAUAACUGCUGCUGCUCUGGGCAUUCAGGACAAAUGAAACUGAAAAAAAAAAAUCAGUUUCAUUGAGGCUUUUCUUUGAAAUAGCUAACGUAUUAAAGUAAAAGCCAUUGAUGGAGUGGGAGUCAGGCGUUCGGGCUGCCGAGGUGUGUGCAGGGUGCAGGUGAGUCCCGCUCCUCCCAGGCACUGGCACCGGUGUCCUUGGCCACGGCGGGCCCUUCCCCGCCUGGGGCAGUGUUUGGAUCAUCACUGCUGUGCCUUUCACCCCCGCGAGUCUUCGGAGGCUGCUGCCGCUCGAAGGAAGCCCUUGUCCGAAAGGCUCCGAGCUGCCUCGGGCUGAUCGCGCUAUUUCGGCCCCAGGCUACAGGCACGCAGCGUGCGCUCUCUCGCCGCAGUUCGGAGGUCUCGAUUCCAGCUGCCGGCGUUUGCCGGGGGCAGAGCCCGUGCGCUGUUUUUUUUCUGAAAGCUGCCAGCCAUUGAAUUUGCAUGGAUUUGGAAGUUAAGGGAAUUGCUGCAUCCCCUCGAAGAAAGGCUGAGUUGUCACUGAGGGGGAAGAAAUGUCAGGGUUGGAGACCAAAUAGACAGGCUACACACAGUCCUCACCCACCAGAGGUGCCAUGCCUAGAUCUAGGGAGGCUGGGAGAUUCUGAUGAAGAGGAUGGGGACUCUUACAUGCCCUACACAGGAAGUUCUUCUCAUAUGUGCCAGCAAGAUUCAUCUUCAGAGUGGCGAAUGUCAUUACAGACUCCAUAUGCACAGCAUCAACAUAGGACAAGACCAGAAAAUCUGCCAUCCCUCAGAGACAGAUCCAAGUUGAAGCAUGGUCAGUAUGAAGGAGGUAUGAAGGAAGAAUAUAAGCAGCAUCCUCAGAGAAUUGCAGAAAAGAAAAAAGACCACCUCCAGUGUCCAGACACUUCAAUAAAGGGUACACAGCUUGAAGAUGGACACGAUGAUUUUGUAACCCUUGAUAAGAAAGCUGUCCUGCAACAAUGCUAUACAAACAAACCUUAUAAUAUGCAGCACAACAUAUGGAAAUCAGAAGCUGAGGAUGUUGCUGCAGAGAGGAGAAAACAGGCUGUUGUAGAACAAGUUAUGGUGGAUCAAUUAUGUAGAGCUGUUAUAAGUGAUCCAGAGCAGUCCACACGUUCUGAUGCUUGCAAGGAAGCUCCAGGACUUUUGGGAGUUGGGAUGGCACCAAUGCGUUUUAGAAAAAGGACCCUCCAUGAAACAAAAAUAAGGACCAAAUCAGGAUUAACUGAGAACAUGCUCUCCAGCAAGCUACGUUUCGAUAGUAGGAUUAUAUCGAGAAAUGGUCAUGAUGCUUGUAGGGAGUUGAUUGGAUUUUUUUUCACAUGUGACAAAUCCCUUACUGUGUAUGAAUUUCGACAGUUUGGAAAAAACAGGACAAAUGCCUUGCCUUUCAUUCAGAAGGGAGUUUAUCAUCAUCAACGUGGACAAAGAAAGGGAAAAGCUUAUGAUCUUAGUGACUUCUACGUUGGAGCCAAUCUGACUUUCCGAAGUGUCGAUCAUAACGUUCCAGAAAGUGUUAAGCAGAACCCUCUCUUCACCCUUCGUGUGAUCAGUAUUGAUGAAGCAGCUAUGCAUUAUCUAAAAGCUUCCUCUGUGGAAUUCAAGGAAGAGCGUUCCAGGCAAGUGGUUGAUAACAGUGACGUUUUCAAGAAGAUUCAAGGUAUAUUCAGAGAAACACUAAGUAAAAGAGGAGUUCGGGUUAUAACAGGCUUAGGAAAGUAUUUCCGACAAAUGGACAAGAACAGAAAUGGUUUUCUCUCUCGGGCAGCCUUCAAAGAAGCUCUAAAAGUUUUCCAUUUGGAAAUGCCUGAAGUGGACUUUGAAUCCUUAUGGCUUAUUCUUGAUGACAGCAAGAAUGAUAAGGUCGACUAUGGAGAAUUUACUCAUGCCAUAUUUGGAGAAAUGAAUGAAUACAGGAAAACAUUUGUAAGAAAAGCCUAUAUGAAACUGGAUUUCAACAAAACUGGGAGUGUGCCUAUGGUAAAUGUCAGAAAAUAUUACUGUGCAAAGAAACAUCCUCUGGUAUUGGCAGGAAAAACUGCAGAAGAAGAAAUCAAAUCAUCAUUUCUAGAAGCAUUAGGGGAUUCCUGCAGCAACCCCAGUGAAGUGUCCUAUUCUGAGUUUGAAGAUUACUAUGAAGGAUUAAGUUUUGGAAUUGGGGGUGAUGAUGAUUUUGUUAAUAUCUUAAGGAAUUCAUGGGGAAUUUAGAGUGGAAUAUGACAAAAAAGAAGAAGGGACAUUUUCUAAACAAGGAGUGACUAAGUAAGAGAGGAUUUAAUCUUGAUGGGCAUUACUUUAUAAUUGGUGUCUUAAACUGAUAUCAGGGACAGAAAACUUCAGAUGCUUUCAGAAUAAUACAUGGCAAAUUUCAUGGAGUGUCUGGUGAGUUAUGCUAGCCAUUCUUCUAAUAAAAAGGCUGUUCAUGUCUUUUCACUGGAAAUUAUUAAGGCUGUUUCCCAUACAAAAAGCCAUUUAAAAAAUAUUAAAAUAAAGUUUCCUAUUUUAAAAUAAGAGGGAAUUAGAAUGCUAAAAUGCCUGAAGGGGUAUGCGCAAGAGAAAAUUUUGUUUUCUGAUGCAUUGUGAAAAGCUUCACAUUUGACUGCAGAAAUGUGAAUGGUAGCUUUCCUUCAGAAAUUUUCUUUUAACAUUCUUUGUCUCGUUUAUUUUUUCUUAUGCUGCUAUUAAGCUUGAAAGAGAGCAGGUCAUCCUUUUCCAGUUUUGAGGAUGUCUGCUGUACUGAAAGUGCAGAGAUGUUCACAGCAUUUAUCCCUUGGCCUGUGCACCCUCUUGACUGAUCUUGCUUUGUCAUUUUGAUCAGGCAUCUGAAACUGAGCAUUGGAUCUCAAAGGUUUUAGUAAUCACGCAUUUAUUUUGUAAUCCAUAUUUUUGUUUCCUGUAUUUUGCUAAAUGUUUUAAAAAAUAAUUUAUAUUUAAAUAUCUGCUAUCUUUAUAUUGCUGAGUUUUUUAAGCUAAAACAUAGCAAUUAUAUAUUUUGUCAAACUGAUAUAUAGCAUUCCCUAUCUAUUCUGAAAGUAUAAAACAGAAAAUAUUUUAAAAAGGCCCAAAACAACCACCUCUGCAACCACAAAAAUUAAAUUAUAAAUUAAAAUAUUCUUUUCUAUUUCAGAUAGUUCUGACAGGUACGCUUUUCAAUGUAAUACAUCUUGCUAAUUCUGUAAAAUUCUUUGUGUUAAGAAAUAAAAAUACACAGUUAAUGAGAGAGAGACGUUGAUUUUCAUACACCUGUCACUGAAAUUAACUGUAUGUUGAACUGCAUUUCUUAAGCCUAUGCAAUUAAAAUAUAUAACUUUCCUCUAAGCUUGUCUGCCUGGUUUUGAAUGUAUGGUCUGUUGUUAAAGCAAUCUUCCUCUGAGACAGAAUUUGUGUUUCAUAGGAAUUAAAGGGCAGUACUGGAAUAGGUGCUGAAAUGAGGGACUUUGGUCCCCUGUGGCUGGCUAGCAUAUUCAAGAUUUAGUACUUCCUUGUUCUAAUAACUUGUGUGUUUUUAUGUCUGGAUUGUUUGACCAUGGCCUCAAAUGUAACAACUAUUGGAGGUUCUAUUCUAAAUCCUCAAAUGAGGGAUCUUGGGUGGGUUCUUUUGGGGCUGCAAAAGUCUGUACAUAUUUUUUUUACAGAGAAAAGCAGAUUUUGUCAAUGCAUAUUCUGAGCAAGAAUUCUGACUCAUUAUUAUUUUUUUGUUCCCCAUUCUUGCUGGAAUUUCUCUCACUGGAAAGGUUUUGUUAAUUAGUAUUCUUGGAACUGGUGAUUCUGAGAAGGGCAGGUAAUUCUGAGAAGGGAAACUAGCUGGUUGUAGAGGGAUCUGCUCGUUAAUGAGUCCAUUCAAAUUUCUGAAAAAAUGCCAAGUCGCAUUUUUGUUAGUUUUUUAAAGAAUCAUGCUUUAUUUAGACUUUUUCACUUAGGAGAAUUGCACCAACAGAUAAAACUGUAGCUCAAUUUAAUGAAUGAAAGUGAUUGUGAAAUGAGGUACUGACAUAUUUCUUUAUGCAAUGUUUAAUUUUAUUGUGAAGCUUUUAGGAAAAUUGUUCCACAUUUUCCUAUGGAAUGGAAAAAUUCAAGACAAAUAGAUGUAUGCUAAGUGGGCCUGCUUGUCAGAAGAAGCUGUAUAAGUCAUAUCUACCACAAAUUUAUUUUGUUGUUAUCAUGGAAAUGAGGUGCUGUUAUAAGAACAUAGCUUUUAUAGUCCUAGGGUUUUUUUUUUUUAUUUGAAGAAAGAUCCCUAACAGGAUAAUCUAAGAUAGAUACUAAAGGCCAGAAUUUUCCUGAAAAUGAAAGCAUUACUGUGGUAAUUAUGUGAAACCUGCUAGCUAUGUAAUUUUAUUAACUACAAGGUCAU